Ochotona curzoniae (black-lipped pika) is the source of this 2818-nucleotide messenger RNA. It is a transcript of the gene DRC7, whose product is annotated as dynein regulatory complex subunit 7. Gene Ontology annotation, biological process: flagellated sperm motility. NCBI's taxonomy places the organism in Eukaryota, Metazoa, Chordata, Mammalia, Lagomorpha, Ochotonidae. The transcript is spliced from 17 exons. Bases 1 to 2631 code for a protein of 876 amino acids. Gene Ontology annotation, cellular component: motile cilium. The record is from RefSeq and is a predicted model, not a curated record.
AUGGAAGUCCUGAGGGAGAAGGUAGAGGAGGAGGAGGCGGCCGAGAGGGAGGAGGCGGCCGAGCGGGCAGAACGGGCAGACAGGCCAGAGAAGAUGACAGUGAGGCCCAUGGAGAUGCACAAAGAGACCGCCACAUUCACGCCGGAGAUGCUCCGGGACUUGGAGAGGAAGCUCUCAGAGAUCCCAGUCCCCAGCCCAACAAAGCAGCCAUCCUUGACCAAGGACACCAUUGACAUCUCCAAGCUGCCCAUUUCCUACAAAACCAACACGCCCAGAGAGGAGCACCUGCUGCAGGUGGCAGACAACUUCUCUCGCCAGUACAGCCACCUGUGUCCGGACCGCGUGCCCUUGUUCUUGCACCCGCUGAACGAGUGUGGAGUGCCUAAGUUCGUGAGCACCACCAUCCGGCCCACGCUCAUGCCCUACUCUGAACUCUACAACUGGGACAGCUGUGCCCAGUUUGUCUCCGACUUCCUCACUAUGGUGCCCCUGCCCGACCCCCUCAAGCCGCCCUCGCACCUGUACUCCUCGACCACGGUCCUCAGACAGCAGCAGGGGAACUGCUUCGACUUCAGCACACUGCUCUGCUCCAUGCUCAUUGGUUCUGGCUAUGAUGCCUACUGUGUCAACGGCUACGGCUCGCAGGACCUGUGCCAGAUGGACCUCACGCGGGAGGUAUGCCCGCUCACCAUCAAGCCGAGGCAGAGGAUCAAGAAGGAGGAAAAGCCGCCGCCUAAGAAGUACACCGUCAAGCCGCCCAGAGAUCUGAGCAGCCGCUUUGAGCAGGAGCAGGAGAUCAAGAGGCAGGAGGAGAGGAUGGCGGAGGAGGAGAGGCUGCGGAGGGAGGAGGAGGAGCGCAUCCUGGAGGCAGAGAAGGCGAAGCCUGACCCCUUGUACGGCCUGCGGGUGCAUGCGUGGGUGCUGGUGCUGUCGGGCAAGCGUGAGGUCCCUGAGAGCUUCUUCAUCGACCCGUUCACGGGCUGCAGCUACAGCACCCAGGAUGAGCACUUCCUGGGCAUCGAAAGCAUCUGGAACCACAAAAACUACUGGAUCAACAUGCAGGACUGCUGGAACUUCUGCAAGGACCUUGUGUUUGACCUGGGAGACCCGGUGAGGUGGGAGUACAUGGUCUUGGGCACCGACAAGCCUCACCUGUCCUUGACCGAUGAGGAGGAUUCCGUGGUGAAUGAUGACGAUGACGUGGAAAAUCUGGGCAAGGAGGAAGAGGACAAGAGCUUCGACAUGCCACCCUCAUGGGUGGAGCAGAUCGAGAUCUCUCCAGAAGCAUUCGAGACUCGCUGCCCAAACGGGAACAAGGUGAUCCAGUACAAGAGAGCCAAGCUGGAGAAGUGGGCCCCGUACCUCAACAGCAAUGGCCUCGUGAGCCGCCUCACCACCUACCGGGACCUGGAGUGUAUGGAGGUUGUGGAGAUCAAGGAGUGGUACCAGAACCGGGAGGACAUGCUGGAGCUAAGGCAUAUCAACAAGAUCACGGGCCUGCACACCGACUACUUCAAGCCGGGCCACCCCCAGGCUCUGCGUGUGCACUCCUAUGAGUCCAUGCUCCCGGAGAUGGAGCGCGUCAUGGAGUUUUAUGAGACAGCCCGCGUGGAUGGCCUGGUAAAGCGGGAGGAGACCCCCAAGACCAUGACGGAGUACUAUCAAGGACGCGCAGACUUCCUCUCCUACCGCCACAUCAACUUCGGGUCCAGGGUCAAGAAACUGGGCACCAACAGCUCCGAGUCCAACCCUCGGCCCAUAGUGAAAAUCACGGAGCGUUUCUCCCGCAACCUUGCCAAGCCUGCUGACGAGGACGUGGCAGAGCGUGUGUUUCUCAUUAGCGAGGACCGCAUCCAGCUGCGCUACCACUGCCGUGACGACUACAUCACCACCUCCACACGCGAGUUCCAGCGGCGCUCCGAGGUGGACAGCAAGGGCAACAAGAUCAUCAUGACGCCUGACAUGUGCAUCAGCUUUGAGGUGGAGCCCAUGGAGCACACCAAGAAGCUUCUGUACCAGUAUGAGACCAUGAUGCAGCUCAAGAACGAAGAGAAACUGUCCCGGCACCAGGCCUGGGAGUCGGAGAUGGAGGUGCUGGAGAUCCUGAAACUUCGAGAGGAAGAGGAGGAGGCACACGUGCUGACCAUCUCCAUCUAUGACACCAAACGCAAUGGGAAGAGCAAGGAGUACCGGGAGGCCAUGGAGCGGGUAAUGCAUGAGGAACACUUGCGGCAAAUGGAGACCCAGCUCGACUACCUGGCCCCAUUCCUGGCCCAGCUCCCUCCGGGUGAGAAGCUGACCCGCUGGCAGGCUGUGCGCCUCAAGGAGGACUGCCUCAAUGACUUCAAGCAGCGGCUCAUCGACAAGGCCAACCUCAUUCAGGCUCGCUUUGAGAAGGAGACCCAGGAGCUGCAGAAGAAGCAGCAGUGGUACCAGGAAAAUCAGGUGACCUUGACACCUGAGGACGAGGACUUGUACUUGAGUUACUGCUCUCAGGCCAUGUUCCGCAUCCGCAUCCUGGAGCAGCGGCUCAGCCGACACAAGGAACUGGCCCCGCUGAAGUACCUGGCCCUGGAGGAGAAGCUACACAAGGACCCGCGCCUGGUGGAGUUCCUCAAAGUCUUUAUGUAAUGCCCUCCUGGGACCAAAGCCCAGAGCUCAGCCCUGUGCCCCCCACACCCAGGUAAUGCCUGUCUAUCUAUACAGGUACCCAGCCUCCCUGCCACACUCCAUCCCCUGCAGCCGUUUGGUCCUACUUCUCAUGAUUUCCCUGUAAAUAAACACUUCUAAUUUAUGUCUUCACAAGUUCCAGCUCCAG